AUGGGUCAAGCCUUCCAUGGCUUCCCCAUACCUUUCAACAACUCUAACUCAUCAAACCCUCUUUCUUUCUCCACAAGUUUCGUUUUCUCAAUCAGCGCACCAGGUCAUGGCCUAACCUUCAUGAUCUCUCCCACCAUGGACUUCACCAGAGCCAUGGCGAGUCAGUUUCUCGGUCUCUUCAACGCUUCAAACAACGGAAACUCAACAAACCGCAUCCUCGCGGUGGAGUUUGACACGGUGAAGUCAAACGAGUUUCUUGACAUCGACGGUAACCACGUGGGGAUCGACGUCAACGGCUUGGUCUCAGUUGAAUCUGCACCAGCUGCGUUUUUCUCAAACCGGCAUAUCAAGAAUAUAACCUUGAAGCUUUCUAGCAAAGAUCCGAUUCGGGCUUGGAUCGAAUACAAUGGAGUGGAGAUGGUUCUUAACGUCACAUUGGCUCCUCUUGACACUUCUAAACCUAAACUUCCUCUUUUGUCAAGAAAGAUGAAUCUUACAGAGAUUUUUAACGACAAGAUGUAUGUCGGAUUCUCAGCAUCCACGGGAAACAUGACGAGUAAUCAUUAUGUUAUUGGAUGGAGCUUUAGUAGAGAAGGCAAAGCAAAAGAGUUUGAUCUCACUCUACUUCCUUCAGUUUCAGCCCCAUCGCCAUCUGAGUUAGAUGACUUUGAUCUUAUUUCAGAUGCUCCUUCGGAUUCAGCAACUGCAAACCCUAAACGCACCAAACUGAUCAUAAUCUACACACUUGUAAUAAUGUUCUUUAUGAUGUGA
Brassica oleracea var. oleracea is the source of this 771-nucleotide messenger RNA. Its product is annotated as probable inactive L-type lectin-domain containing receptor kinase III.1. The coding region runs from base 1 to 771 and encodes 256 amino acids. The record is from RefSeq and is a predicted model, not a curated record. Lineage: Eukaryota; Viridiplantae; Streptophyta; Magnoliopsida; Brassicales; Brassicaceae. The transcript has a single exon. Gene Ontology annotation, molecular function: carbohydrate binding.